CCAGACAGACUCAGUGUAUGUGUGCACGACAGCCAGGGAUGUAAUUCUGCAAUUUUCCCCUGUGGCGUUUCAGCCUUUUCUAUUCUUUUUUUUUUCCCCCAUUCAUUUCUAAUGGGAGAUUACUGCUGUUUUCCGGCUGCCCUCUUAGGGUUAAAGUGAGGGAAGCGAGACUGUGUGACAGGAAAAAGAGUUUGGUGAAAGAGAGAGAGCAGACAGGCUCAGAGGGCAGACGGACUAAAGCGGAGUUAUGGAGCAGAAAAUGGGACCGGCUGCUACCUUGCUUGUUUUGUUGUGUUUGUGUUCUCCAGCUGUGUGUGUUCCCACUGCGAUGGCCGACGCUGCACCAACACAGGCCUCCCUGCAGGGGAUGAAAAAGGCGAGAGGAGACGUUCCUGAUGAUCUUCCAGAGCCUGAGCCGGAGCCCACCAGUCCUGCGUCGGACUUUGAGACUUCAUACAACUACAUCUUGUCCAGACUAGCGGGUAUGGACCAGGCCAUCCACAAGCUGAAUGUCGGUCACUACACCCUGGAUGUUAAAGUCACCCAGCUGCUGGACCGACUGUCAAUGAUGGACGCUAAAGUCGGGGAGCUGGAGGACAACAUUCGGGAGGUUGACCAGUACAGCAAGGACAACCGCAAGGAGAUUGGAAGACUGGAAGGUUGCCAGAAGGGCCACAGGGUGGGCUACAAAUGCUACCUGGUCUACCGUAGCUACGAGGACUACGCCGGAGCCUCCAGGAAGUGCCUGGAGCGCGGGGGGCGCAUGGCGAUGCCCCGAGACCGCAAGGAGCAGGAGGCCCUUGCCGACUACGUCAAGUCCUUCUUCCACCCGGGCAACUGGCCCGUCUGGCUGGGCAUCAACGACCUGCGAUCCGAGGGCAUGUACCUCUUCGACGAUGGGACGCGGGUCACGUACUUCCAGUGGCGCAGGCACUUCCUGUCUAGCCAGCCGGACGGAGGAAAGCGGGAAAACUGCGUGGCGAUGUCAUCGGAUGAUGGGGACUGGUGGGACCACUACUGCGACCGGACCAUGAACUACCUGUGCGAGUUUGACGACAGGGUGGCACUUUAAAAAUGACAGUUUGGGGGAAAAAAAGUAAUUUUCACUGUAAACUAUGACCUCCAUUCAGUGACCAUCAUCCUAGUGAAUCCCCAUUAUAAUUAAGAAUCCAUUCUAUUUUUUAAAAAAGCUUUCAUUUAUGUUUCAUUUGGGAUUUCCCCAAGAUCCUCUAGUGGCGAGAAGGAUUUGCAACAACAUUCAGACACCAGUAAAGAGGGAUGGCUGAAGCAGUGAGGGUCACUUGGUGCUCAGCAGAAAACUGCUCCCACAUUAGAAAACAUGGCUCUUCACUUUAUUUGAGUUCAAACGAUUUAAUUGUAUUAUUAUUAUGAACCUUAUGCAGUCAGAAUCAGCUGUUCUAUGCAACUGGUUGUAUAUAGGAAGUUAAGCUAUGGUUCACAAUAACCUAUGUUGUAUUAUGUGUUUUUUUUUUUUUUUCAGCCGACAACAAUGCUAGUUACUUUUUUAAGAACACAAAAAUCCUGGUAGUUCCUGGUAAUCAAUGCCAAGCUUCACAACUUUGUUCAUUUUGCAAAAUUGUUACUCAUAGUCAUGAAGGAAUGUAAAUGUUUACAAGUGAAAAGUUUUGCAAUUAUCUACUUAGCAGCUUGAAUAUGCAGUUAUUUUGUAAAAGGCAUUCAUUUUAUAUGACAGUUUAAUAGUAUGACACACACUGUCAGUAUUUAAAUAUGUAGCUAUUUGCCACGACGAUGCUCAGACUUUCAAGUUUAAGUCAUGCUUCAUAGCACAAAUAUGCUUAAUGUUAUUUAAGUUAUAUACAGGAUCAUUUUUUAUUUAGAUUAUAUAAUCAUUCCGUUGCACUGACAUGAAUGUAAGCCAGUCAGACUCAGCUAUGUGAUUCAGCUUGUGGAAUUCUAAAUAUUUUGUCUACACACACACACACACACACACAGUCUCCAUGUCAACAUCUCUGGGAAGCCCAUUCCUAUAUUCUAGGGAAAUGAAUUCUCAUUGCUGAGUCAUGGAGUAACUCUGUAAUAAUUACACGUUUUAUGUUAAUGUGCCUUGGAUCAGAAGCUACAGUGUGUAAAACAGUGACCAUGCACUUAAAAAGCUGGAUGUCA
Messenger RNA from Myripristis murdjan (pinecone soldierfish), 2145 nucleotides. RefSeq names its product C-type lectin domain containing 11A (gene clec11a). Gene Ontology annotation, biological process: ossification. The transcript is spliced from 5 exons. The record is from RefSeq and is a predicted model, not a curated record. Bases 248 to 1072 code for a protein of 274 amino acids. Lineage: Eukaryota; Metazoa; Chordata; Actinopteri; Holocentriformes; Holocentridae. Gene Ontology annotation, molecular function: growth factor activity.